This is a messenger RNA of Protopolystoma xenopodis, 378 nucleotides long. NCBI's taxonomy places the organism in Eukaryota, Metazoa, Platyhelminthes, Monogenea, Polystomatidea, Polystomatidae. The record is from the annotation of a GenBank genome assembly.
CAUGCUAGUCUGGUUGAGCGUUGGGAACGUCUGCGCCGUGAAUCAGAGCGCAGGAAGAAUCACCUGUUGCAAUUACAGGAGCAAUACAAAAAAGUUGAAGAACUUUAUUUGGCCUUUGCUAAACGGGCAUCCACUUUCAAUUCCUGGUUCGAAAACGCUGAGGAAGAUCUUACGGAUCCCGUCAAGUGCAACUCUUAUCUUGAAAUCCAGGCCCUUUCUGAUGCUCAGGAGCAAUUUAAAGCCUCACUUAAGGCAGCUGAAAAGGAUUUCCAACAAUUGACACAACUUGACAGGGAAAUUAAGAGUUAUAAGGUUCGUGAAUCUGUCAAAUUAUUCAUAAGGUAUACUUUCUGGUCUCUGAAACCGCAUAAUUUGUGA